This is a messenger RNA of Brassica napus (rape), 2057 nucleotides long. Its product is annotated as transcription factor bHLH78. NCBI's taxonomy places the organism in Eukaryota, Viridiplantae, Streptophyta, Magnoliopsida, Brassicales, Brassicaceae. The transcript has 7 exons. Bases 523 to 1821 code for a protein of 432 amino acids. Gene Ontology annotation, molecular function: protein dimerization activity; DNA-binding transcription factor activity. Gene Ontology annotation, biological process: regulation of DNA-templated transcription. The record is from RefSeq and is a predicted model, not a curated record. Gene Ontology annotation, cellular component: nucleus.
UUUUUAGAAUUUAAUUAUAUUUGGAUUUUUGUUAAAAAAAUAAAUAAUUAAAACGGGUAACAGAACUCGAAUUUGAACCGAGGCCACAAUGAUUCAACCAAAUCCAAACUAAAAGUUGUAAAUAUUCGAAUACGAUUUAAAUUUUUAACUCUAAAAAUCCGAAAUCCGAAUAGAUCAACCGAAUCCGAACGGAUAUAUGAAUAUCAUCCUUAAAAAGCUAUACAACAAAUCCUUUAGUACAAUAUACGAUAAAUAAUUUAAUAAACUAUUUCACUUUAUAUAAUAUUUGAUAAAACAUAAUUUAUUGGUUAUUUAAAUAUUACACAACUAUAUAAAUCCCGCUGAAACCAUUUCAGCAUUUCCUUACCACUUACGAUCUUAUUCUCCUCCUCCGGCGCACUCCAAGCUUCCUCUUUGUCUGAAGAAAUCUCUGACGUGAAGUUUUACUAUUCAUUGCGUGAUUUACCAUUUUGGUAGAAUAUAGAUCUCUGAUUCUUGAUUCAUUCUCAAGAAACUGUGAGUAUGGACAACGAGCUGUUUAUGAACACAGAGCUUCAGCCACCGCCGGAGAUAGCAGCACAUUUCGAACAACCGUCUUGUUCAUCGCCGAUGCUUAACUGGCCAUUAAUGAAUCCGAACCUCUCUCAAUAUUCGCCUCCGCAGGAUUGCUUCACGUGGGAAAAGUCAACGGAGCAACAACAAAAAAAGGGCAUCUUCGACUCUGCUUUGAGCUCUCUAGUCUCCUCCCCAACGCCGUCGAACUCAAACUUCUCCGGCUGCGGAGGCGGUGACGGUUUCAUUAUCAGGGAACUCAUCGGAAAGCUUAGUAACAGCUCCGCGACUCCGAACAGAACGACGCCGUUGACGGAAUUCUCAGGUGAUCCGGGGUUUGCGGAGAGGGCGGCGAGGUUCUCUUGCUUCGGUAGCCGGAGUUUCAACGGAAGAACUAACUCAACUCUCCCCGUUAACAACAGCAAGAUCGUAAACUCCGGGAAGCUGACACGUGUCGCCAGCACACCAGCUCUUAACUCGCUUGUUUCUCCGAUGGUUCCCGCCGGAGAAUUUUCCCGGAAGAGAAAAUCUGUGUCUAAAGGGAAAUCCAAGGAAAUCCCACUUCCCACUGCUUCCCCAGCACCCAGUUUCACAAAGACGGCGGAAGGAAAAGGAGGGAAAAGGAGAAGACAAGACGAAGAAAAAGAAGAUAACACAAAAGCACCUGAGCCUCCUAAAGAUUACAUCCAUGUUCGUGCUCGACGAGGCCAGGCCACUGACAGUCACAGUCUUGCCGAAAGAGUUCGGAGGGAGAAGAUUGGUGAAAGGAUGAAGCUGCUUGAAGAUCUUGUUCCUGGGUGCAAUAAGGUUACUGGAAAGGCAUUGAUGCUGGAUGAAAUUAUAAACUAUGUACAAUCAUUGCAAAGACAAGUUGAGUUCUUGUCAAUGAAGUUAUCAUCAGUGAACGACACCAGGCUGGAAUUUAACGUGGACGCUCUUGUGUCAAAGGAUGUUAUGAUUCCAACAAGUAGCAACCGGUUGCAUGAAGCAGGACUCCAAGCAGAGUCUUUAAGUCAUCAUAGUUACAAUAAUAAUUCACAAUUGCACACUAAUGUUUCUUCCUGUAACAUGAUGCUUCAAUCUCCUGUGAACUCACUGGAAACUUCUACCUUAGCCAGCAGCUUCACCCACUUACCAACACUUACCCAAUUCACUGACUCAAUAUCUCAGUAUCAAAUGUUUAGCCAAGAAGAUUUACAGAGCAUUGUAGGGAUGGGAGUGGCACAUAAUCCCAACCAUGAAUCUCAAAACAUGAAAAUUGAGCUUUGAUCAACCACCUUUAUUUUCAAGGUCUCAAGCAAGGAAAAAAGAAAAAAAAUUGAUGGGCGUACAUAACCACGCCAAUCUCUGUGAUUUAUUCCUGUACUCAUCACUAUACAUAUACACACAUUUAUGAAAGUAACCUACUUAUGUCAUUUUACAAUUUAUCAUUAGGGUUCAAUUGUAUUGUUAUCUUUGGAUUCCGUUUGCUUUUCUGAUGUGAUAUUAUUGUAGGUUCAUAACCU